This is a messenger RNA of Lactuca sativa (garden lettuce), 1577 nucleotides long. RefSeq names its product mitochondrial adenine nucleotide transporter ADNT1. NCBI's taxonomy places the organism in Eukaryota, Viridiplantae, Streptophyta, Magnoliopsida, Asterales, Asteraceae. The record is from RefSeq and is a predicted model, not a curated record. Gene Ontology annotation, biological process: transmembrane transport.
CAAUCGCAUCGCAUAAAUCGUGUUUUCUUCUCAUUUGGUUCAAUUUUAUAUUUAUUCCCCAUUUGACAUCCACUGAGAUCGCCGGAGGAGGCCUCGCGACGGCGAAUCUUUAUUAAUUUGCGGUAGGGUUCCGCUCCAAUUUAUAAUUUCCAUUUGUAGGGUUUAGCCGGUUGACAUGGCGUCGGAGGAUGUAGUAGGGAAGACCAGCGCUACGAUCGCUAAUCUCGCCGAAGAAGCAAAGAUUGCCAGUGAAGGUGUCAAGGCUCCCAGCCGCCACGCUUUACUCAGCAUCUGCAAGUCUCUUGUGGCCGGCGGCGUCGCCGGUGGAGUAUCAAGAACUGCUGUUGCUCCUCUAGAACGAUUGAAAAUUCUGCUCCAGGUUCAAAACCCUCACGCAAUCAAAUAUAAUGGUACAAUCCAAGGGUUGAAAUAUAUAUGGAGAACAGAGGGUUUUCGUGGGCUGUUUAAAGGAAAUGGUACUAAUUGUGCUAGAAUUGUUCCUAACUCUGCUGUUAAGUUCUUUAGCUAUGAGGAGGCCUCAAAGGGAAUAUUGUAUCUGUAUCGGCAGCAACCUGGAAAUGAGGAUGCUGAACUCACCCCUCUCUUACGUCUUGGAGCCGGUGCAUGUGCUGGAAUAAUUGCCAUGUCAGCAACCUACCCCAUGGACUUGGUUCGUGGUCGUCUUACUGUCCAGACCGAUACAUCUCCAAGUCAGUAUCGAGGAAUUGCCCAUGCUCUUAGAACAGUACUACGUGAAGAAGGUCCACGCGCAUUAUACAAAGGCUGGCUUCCUUCUGUCAUCGGUGUCGUCCCGUAUGUGGGUCUUAAUUUUGCGGUGUAUGAGUCUUUAAAAGACUGGUUGGUUAAGUCGAGACCGUUUGGGUUGGUUGAGGGAACGGAGUUGAGUGUGACCACAAAGCUUGCAUGUGGGGCUGCAGCUGGGACGGUUGGUCAAACGGUUGCUUACCCGCUUGAUGUGAUCCGUAGAAGAAUGCAAAUGGUUGGUUGGAAAGAUGCGGCUUCGGUUGUUACUGCAGAUGGAAAGUCAGCACUUGAGUACACUGGAAUGGUUGAUGCCUUUAGGAAAACCGUUCGCUAUGAAGGUUUUGGAGCUUUGUACAAGGGCCUCGUUCCUAACUCGGUCAAGGUGGUUCCUUCGAUAGCGAUUGCGUUUGUGUCGUACGAGGUUGUUAAGGAUCUACUUGGAGUAGAGAUGAGGAUAUCUGAUUAAGGAAAAAAAAAAAAAAAGGAAAAGAAAAGAAAAGAUGAUAAUAAUGUUGGAGAGAAUUGGUGGUGUUAUUUUUGCGAGCAGAAGGAAGGGGUAGGAUUUUUGUUCUCUUCUCUCUCUCUCUUUGACUCUUUGUUAUUCAAUGAAGAGAUGUAGAAGUUGUUAGUGUUGAUAGAGAGUGGUCGACCACUGUGAGUACCCAAUUCUGCUGUGCUGUGCUCUGGUUUUUUGGUGUUUGUCAUUCAUAAUUACACCAACACCUGGCACCCAAUAAGGAUAUUUAUUUGCUACACGAGUUGUUUGUUUAAUUUUAUUAGUAUUAUUUAUGAUCAUGGAUUUUUGCCUUUUA